ACCAAAGCUAUAACAGCUCAACACCGAUUAUUAUAUCCAAGAAUAUGUUUUGUUUGGUUUCAGUUUUGGUUAGCAUCAUUGCCCUCAAUUUGUCGGUUGAUGGUAGUAAUGUACAUCAUCACCAUCAAGGAGCUUCAUAUGGUCUUCCUUCAUCUAUUAUAUCAUCAGGUGGACAUGGUGGCCAUGGACAUCAAGGACAUAGUAGCCUGACUAAUACGAGAAAAUUAGUGUCUACUCCAAUUGUUUCGUCCUAUAGCACUUCAAUUGUUCAUCCAGAUUCUUGGAUCUUACGUCCAAUUGCAAACCAUAAUGGCUACAAUUCUCAAAUUGUUCAUCAACAUCAUCAUCAACAGCAGGAACCACAGCAACAUCAACACCACGUUAUUUCUCCAGUAACCCAUCAAUUACCAGCUUCUUCUCAGUUAUUUUUGGGACACUCUAAUAGUCACCAUAACACUAAUUCCUACGCAAUUCAAAGUUCAUACAAUGUUCCAUUGGCACCGCAUGGAAUUUACUCUGCAUCACUAGCUUCAACUCAUAACGGCCUCUCAAGAUGGUAA
Messenger RNA from Eupeodes corollae, 560 nucleotides. RefSeq lists its product as uncharacterized. The coding region runs from base 45 to 560 and encodes 171 amino acids. The transcript is spliced from 2 exons. The record is from RefSeq and is a predicted model, not a curated record. NCBI's taxonomy places the organism in Eukaryota, Metazoa, Arthropoda, Insecta, Diptera, Syrphidae.